Setaria italica (foxtail millet) is the source of this 1392-nucleotide messenger RNA. Its product is annotated as fructose-1,6-bisphosphatase, cytosolic. The transcript has 12 exons. The coding region runs from base 147 to 1172 and encodes 341 amino acids. The record is from RefSeq and is a predicted model, not a curated record. Gene Ontology annotation, biological process: sucrose biosynthetic process; gluconeogenesis; fructose 6-phosphate metabolic process. Gene Ontology annotation, cellular component: cytosol; cytoplasm. Lineage: Eukaryota; Viridiplantae; Streptophyta; Magnoliopsida; Poales; Poaceae. Gene Ontology annotation, molecular function: fructose 1,6-bisphosphate 1-phosphatase activity.
CGUCAUCAGGCAUCUGCCGAUCAUCCCUGGGGCCUUAACUCCUCCCAGCUAGCCUCACCGUCCCCAACCAGAGUCCAAAACUCGUAGACGCGCGGGCAGCGCGAAGGCGGGCGGUGAUCCGGCCUGAUCAACCGAGAGCGGAGAAGAUGGACCACGCGGCGGAGGCGCAGCGGACGGACCUGAUGACGAUCACGCGGCACGUGCUCAACGAGCAGAGCCGCCACCCGGAGUCCCGCGGCGACUUCACCAUCCUCCUCUCCCACAUCGUCCUCGGCUGCAAGUUCGUCGCAUCGGCGGUCAACAAGGCAGGGCUCGCCAAGCUCAUCGGCCUCGCCGGGGAGACAAACGUCCAGGGUGAGGAGCAGAAGAAGCUUGAUGUGCUCUCCAACGAAGUCUUUGUCAAGGCGCUCGUCAGCAGCGGCCGCACCUGCGUUCUUGUAUCUGAAGAGAACGAGGAGGCCAUAUUCGUCGACCCGGCACUCCGUGGAAAGUACUGCGUUUGUUUCGAUCCACUGGAUGGUUCCUCCAAUAUUGACUGUGGUGUCUCCAUCGGAACAAUCUUUGGGAUUUACAUGAUCAAAGAUAAAGACAAUGUGACUUUGGAUGAUGUGAUACAACCUGGAACAAACAUGCUUGCUGCUGGCUACUGCAUGUAUGGGAGUUCCUGCACGCUUGUGUUGAGCACUGGGAAUGGAGUCAACGGUUUCACUCUUGAUCCUUCCCUUGGGGAGUUCAUACUGACUCAUCCGAAUAUCAAGAUACCCAAGAAAGGGAAGAUCUAUUCUGUCAAUGAAGGGAAUGCCAAAAACUGGGAUGCGCCGACAGCAAAGUAUGUGGAGAAAUGCAAGUUUCCCCAGGAUGGUUCGUCGCCUAAAUCAUUGAGAUAUAUUGGAAGUAUGGUUGCUGAUGUCCACCGUACCUUGCUAUAUGGAGGCAUAUUUUUGUACCCAGCUGACCAGAAGAGCCCAAAUGGAAAACUCCGUGUUCUGUAUGAAGUCUUCCCAAUGUCAUUCCUGAUGGAACAAGCUGGAGGUCAGGCUUUCACAGGCAAACAACGGGCCCUUGAACUUGCUCCUACUAAGCUUCAUGAGAGAUCCCCAAUAUUCCUGGGGAGCUACGAUGAUGUUGAGGAGAUCAAAGCAUUGUACGCUUCAGAGUCAAGCACCGUUUGAUUGUCCUCCUGACUUCCUGAGUGUAUCAUUCUCCGGAGGGGGACACUGUAACUGUAUUGAUCAGAUAUUUAUGUUCUGAUCUUGCCUUCCUGGCCUCAAUGUAAAAUAUUCACACUAUACAGACACAGUACAACUCAAUAAGCUAUCAAGGCUUAUGUUUCAUACUCAUUUUACUUGCUAUCGUGAUUCCUUAAUAAAAUUUGGAUUCAAAACAUAUGAA